AUGAGAACUACUAGUGGUGAAAUAGUGGAGACUCUACCAAGAUCCUUUCAGGUACAUAGUAAAAUAUGCAUGGAAUUGAUGAGAAUAUUGGAUGAUAUCAUGAGGAUAUUUCCAGAUAUAGAGGAUGCAAGACCAAAAUGUUCAUCAGGAAUAGAAUCUCUGGUUUAUCUGAACAACUCAAUUCAGAAAGCUAAACUACUUCUACAACAUUGCUCUGAAUGUAGCAAACUCUACCUGGCAGUGACAGGAGAUACAGUACUUUUAAGAUUCCAAAAAGCAAAAAAGUCAUUAGAACAAAGCUUAAUUCCCAUUCAGAGUAUGGUUCCAGUUGUGUUGGCUGUUGAGAGACUAGUUCAUCUUUGGGCGCUUGAAUCCGCGGAACGCGAUGCCUUUUUGGCGAACGAAGCAACGAAAAAAUGGACAUCGAGCAAUCAAGUUCUGGUGGAAAUAGCUUGCACUAGAUCUUCUGAUCAAUUGUUUUCUGCAAAGAAGGCUUAUCAUGUUCUUUAUAAGAAGUCUAUUGAGGAAGAUGUUGCUCAUCACACAACUGGAGACUACCGGAAGCUCCUAUUGCCUCUGGUUAGUUCUCACCGCUAUGAAGGAGAUGAAGUGAACUUGACUAUAGCAAAAGCUGAGGCAAAGAUACUUCACGAAAAGAUUUCGAAAAAGGCUUAUAACGACGACGAUCUCAUUAGGAUUCUGGCCACAAGGAGCAAAGCACAAGUUAAUGCUACUUUGAAUCACUACAAAGAUGCAUUUGGAAAAGAUAUAAACAAGGACCUGAAGGAAGAUCCAAAAGACGAGUUUCUGUCAUUGCUGAGAUCAACUGUCAAGUGCUUGACUCGUCCUGAGAAGUACUUUGCGAAGAUAGUUCGUCUGUCGAUCAAUAAGCACGGAACGGAUGAAGGGGCUCUUACAAGAGUUGUGGCAACAAGAGCUGAAAUUGACUUGAAAAUUGUGGCUGAUGAGUAUCAAAGGAGGGACAGUGUCCCUCUUGACCGUGCCAUUGUGAAGGACACAACUGGUGACUAUGAGAAAAUGCUUUUGGCACUUUUAGGACAUAAUGAUGCUUGA
Vicia faba (fava bean) is the source of this 1074-nucleotide messenger RNA. The record is from the annotation of a GenBank genome assembly. NCBI's taxonomy places the organism in Eukaryota, Viridiplantae, Streptophyta, Magnoliopsida, Fabales, Fabaceae.